GGCAAAACGGAAGUUUUCUCGUCUCUCUCUUCAUCUGUCUGGUUCCGUGCGCAUUUACCAUUGCCGUUUAUCUUCUUUUUUUUUUUCGGUUCGCCAUCAUUUUCGGAGGGAAACCGAGCUAUUUAGCUGAAUUACAUAGCCAAAUUGUAGGAAAAACACACACAGUUAUGACGUUUGUCUGCUAAUUAAGUAAAUUUGAAUAGCAAGAUGGUGCUAAUGUUUACGCGCUAGUAAGCAAUCCGUCAUGUCUGAAUGGUGCAACAGUGACACCGGAGAGGCUGUCUACCGGUCUCUGGAUGCCAUAAAAAACCUACGGAUAAGACACAGUACACGAGUUCAGGACCCCAACAGCCUGGAGAUCACAAACUUCGCCAGAGGCGAGCAGUGCUUGCAUCCCACCAUAGAGUCCAGGUGUUGUGCUUGAUUUGGGACGCGCAUUCCACCUCCUCGCGAUGUUCCCCCUCGUACAAUGGCCCGGUCCGCCCGAUAGCACGCUAGCCGCUCCAGAUGCACAGCAGGGUAUCCUUAAAGAGGGUGACCACCUCAGUGACUCUUUCCCAACAACUCCAGCGGCAAGUUCUGUCCCAGCAGGAUGCAGGAGUCAUUGAACUCGUGCCGCUCACAUCGCAAGCCCAACCUGGCGAUAACGCAGAAGACGUCGUCGUUGGCUGGCAGGAGAAGCUUUUCAGUCAGUAUGAAAUGGAGCUGUUCCAAAACGAGGUUGCGUGUCAGAGCCCACUGGACCGGCAGUACCACAAAGAGGUCACAGCCCUGACUCAGACCGAGGGCCGGCAAAACCGCAGAAUUUUUACCUACACAGAUUAUGAUCGCUACACCAACUGUCAGCCGCUGCAGCAGCUGCACCAAGGCAGCCAUUUGCUCAACACCACCAAGACCAAACCCACUUUCCUUGCCGAAAGGAUGGCCACCGUGCGGCAGCGAAGGCAGGACAGGCGAACCACGGAUGCCAGUUUCCCCAAGUCCAAGAUCAUUAACUGGGAGCCCAGCGAUGAGUUCAAGAGGAACAGCCAUGAGGUGAACAGUGUCAUGCAGACAAUGCACGUCAUGGGAGAUCUGGGUCCUCCUGGAAGGUUGGGUCUGAAGGAGAACGAAUUUUUGCUGUUGACCGUAAAAACAGAUGGCAACGGGACCAUUGUCGUGAAACCUGACUUCAACGAGGGCAAAGAGUCCUACAGGAUAGCAACUGCCGGGAGCAACAAAGAAAUCUGGCAUCUCACCAUCGAGAACGCGUCGGCAAGCAUGAAAUCGGAGGAGAAGGAACGAGAGCAGCGCUUGUACCGAGAUGUGCGUAGCCAUUUCUGGGGCCGUGAGCUGCGUUCCAGGCGCACCGAGUUUCCAUAUAGCCUCGUUGGACAGGACUUCGAAAUGCCUCCUCCGGGUGUUCUGCGCUACUUCCUGAACGGCGAGAUAGUCUCCGCUGAGGGCUUUGAGUAUGAUCAUUUGUAUGUCCACUUCAUAACGGAGCUGCCAAACAACUGGUCCAGCUCACCGACGCAGUCCCACUCAGGAGUCACUCACGUCUCUCGGACCAAAUCACUGGGGAAGGACAACGUGGCGUACCUCUGCUACCCUUUCACCUUGGAGGCUUUCUGCACAAGCGAGGAAGAGCACGAGGAAUCCGGACCCCGGUGGCCAGUGUUGUAUUUCAAGGUUCUCUCACUGGACUCCUGGUGGCGAUAUCGAACCGAAGGCUAUGGCUACCUGCUCUUUCCCUCCACGCCUGGACUGCACACCUUGACGCGUCACACGUGGAGACCCCUUCAGACGGGCACGGCCUCGGCCAUGAGGCGCUUCUUUAUCGGAGGUUCCCCGGAACUGGAGGACCUGAGCUACGUGAGGGUACCAGGCCAUUUUAAGGGGGACAGGCUCAGUCGCUUUGGAUUUUGUACACAAACCUCGGGGAGUGUGACUUUUCGUUUUCACUGCAUUCAGCAGUCGAGAGAUUUUGCCAAUUCCACUGCAGCAAGGAGAAGGUGGCAGAACACUUUUGACCAGGCCCAAGGAUUCCAUCACCGUGAUACUCUCUUAAGCACCAUGGAGGCGUUUCAACGGGCCAGAAGGAAAAUGCAAGAAGUUAGAGAAAGUCUUCCCGUGGACUUCAUCGCCUCUGUCUCUCAAAUCCAAGUAUGAUCGGCUGAGGAGUGAAUAUUAUUUGCCAUUCCAAAGUAAGAUAGGGCUGUGAUGUUAAACUGAGAAAGUCAUACAAUACAGGACUGCAUGUGUUGCAAUGUUAACAUUUUUGUUCUGUUUUUGGAUGUGUAAAAUUUGACAAAGGAUGAUUAAAAAACAUUUGCCUUUA
Syngnathus typhle (broad-nosed pipefish) is the source of this 2320-nucleotide messenger RNA. RefSeq names its product MKS transition zone complex subunit 1 (gene mks1). The record is from RefSeq and is a predicted model, not a curated record. Gene Ontology annotation, biological process: cilium assembly. Lineage: Eukaryota; Metazoa; Chordata; Actinopteri; Syngnathiformes; Syngnathidae. The transcript has 19 exons. Gene Ontology annotation, cellular component: MKS complex. The coding region runs from base 508 to 2151 and encodes 547 amino acids.